AUGCCCUGCGUCGGACAGGAGCCAUUUAACGAGGCUACCACGCCUGAGAAUCCGCUCCUUCGCAACUUUGCGGAGGUCGAACUCAGCGUCUCUGAAACAGCGAAUUCUGAUUUGGAUCAUCCACAUGAGUCUCAUCACGAAACGCCGGAGCAGUGGGAGGUGCGUGCGCCGGAUACGGACGAUGGGGCGAAGAGUGAAGACGGCGCGCAGUGUCCAGGUUCGAGGGGCGAACCAUUUGGUGAUUAUGCAGAAAAAGACAACUUGAACCACCCGAAGGCCGAUCAGGUCGAUGCCGGCUCCACGGCUCCCGACGGCUGCGGAGUGGAUCAAGGUUUAAAAGAAGACCCGUCGCUUGUACAGACAAAAGACCAUUCUCUGGACGCCGUAGAGGCGCGGCUGCAUCGCGAAUCUUCAUGCAGUCUGGAUCGUUCGGUGGGGCCGCUCAAUGAUACAGUUGCGGCUUUGGCUUCGUACCAAGUGAACGCAAAGGGCCAUUCCGGCAGCGGGGCUGAGGAUGCUGUUCUGCAGCAUUCAGGCGUAUGA
Molecule: messenger RNA, 543 nt
Organism: Trypanosoma grayi
Lineage: Eukaryota; Euglenozoa; Kinetoplastea; Trypanosomatida; Trypanosomatidae
Exons: 1
Coding region: 1-543 (180 amino acids)
Source: RefSeq, a predicted model, not a curated record